GCAUAGUAUCCAGGUUUCUGACAUCUGUAGCAUUAGUACGAACAUUUAUAGUUAUUGAGCUUGGCCGACUCUAUACAUUGCUAAAUCACUUUGAAUCAGUACCAUUUUGGAAAAACCAAAUCGCUGCAGCACUAAAUUUUGCAAACCCUCCAGAGAAAAAAGGAACAAUCGUUUUGAAUUAAACACUCUAGUGUUUGACUCCUCAAAAUUAUAAGGACCACUCAGUUAAUUAAAAACAAACUUCUCUUAAAAAAAAUUCCAAUAACUCAACAGAUUGUGUAUUAUUAAAGAAACUACUUUACGAAGCACAUUUAGGUAUGUAUGUGUAACUUACCAAUUAAUUCCAGCCGUUGUCUAAAUCGCUUUAUUACGAUCUUAUAUAAAGACCAGUUUGUACUUGCAAUAAAACAAACCACAAAUUAUCAAAUCUAAGGAAAAACGUUUAUUACUUUUUUUUCUCUAGAAGACAAUUUUCACACAACAAUCUUCGUUUAUAUACAACAUUUAGCUAACGAAGAGUCCUCAUCUAUCCCUUGUCUUCUUUAUUACUCAGUAUAAUCUUAUAUAAUCAUCGCAUGGAAGAGCGUAAAAUCAUUAAUGGCAGCAACAUGCAUAGGGAAACAUUCCAAUCUUAAUUAACACUUUGUUUAUUUUAUUGCAUUUCCUCUACAUUGUCAUACGGAAUCAUCGUCUAACUUUAGCAACAUCUAAGCAUAGAACGUUAUCGUUGUUAAGGCUGCGUGAAGCCAGACUUUCUCAAGUGACUACUGCGAUUGUUUACCACAGAGCCAAAUCGAUCUGUAGAACAGUUCAUGGAACUAGAAUUUCCGCCUAAUAGGAACACCAACCUGUAGCUAGUUUAUGCAAGAAUAGCGAUCCCAAACCUUUAGAAAUAGAUCCUACAAGGGCUCAAACCUGGAUGAGGUGGCCGGAUCAUUAAAUCACCGUACGAACUCUCUUGCGCAUUUUAUGUUAAAAGUCAGCUCAUCACGAACUUAGAAGUGUAUACAAGUGCAGCGGAAAUGAAAAUUGUUGCACAUGGCGCCGCAUCAACUCUUCUUUAGGUACUUUUUGUAGGUUUUUCAGUCACGCCAGCUUUAGUUUUAAAAGAGUGCCUACGAGCGCAUUUUAUAUUUAUUUUUUCUUUUUCGCACACAGCUGUUCCAAUAACUGUAUAUUAAUGUACUUCAUACUAAUGGUAAUUUUCAAAAGUUACGGUAUUUGAAACCUAAGUGAAGCGUGCUUUAAUUUAGGGUUCAAUCUACAAUUCAGCUCGAUUCAAAGACCGCACUCUAAGCCGCAUAGUCCUUUUUUUGCAAAACUAAAAACAGGAGGAAGCACCCAUUAGUACUCUAAAGAUCCUGCUGCUUGACCGUAUCCCGAGCUUGCUCGGCUCCACCGAUCGGUUUUUAACCUAUGGUGGUAGUCUUAGCUAACCUUUCACAAAUGAAGCUUACAACGGACCAACUAAAGGCUAACAUUCUCAUGCCACACAAUUUGAACCAACAGAGAAUUUUUUCUAUUAUAUUCCUAACUGAAUCUAAAUCAUUUGAUAAAGCUCUGCAAAAAUGUGUGACUUAUGAUGACACCGCGUAAACAGAGUAAUAUAUUCCUGGCACGCCAGUAUUUAUUUACUAGAAGAACUGUGCUAAUUAACCAAGUUAUGGCAGCUUAUUUUACUUGUAUUAUGUACAAUUAUGAUGUUACGACAAUACUCUUCAUAAUAUUUUACCUUUUUAUGCUUAUUCAUCUGCUCUUUAGUACCAAAUAAGUUGUUUGUUCGUUAGAGGUUAUGUGCUUACUUGUUGAAUUUAAAACAGUCUGUUGCAUCUCCAUCUCAAUCGCGCAAUGGCAUUCACAGGAUCCGCACUGUUAAAACUUGAAGCUCUCUCAAUUUGGCGCGCAUUGAAGCCCGCGCCAUUCAAAUCGAUUAUUGCUGUUUGGCUCAUCAGCUGAUUUUUACUAUCUGGCAGCGUCUCAAUGCCGAAAUCACGACAAGUUCGUGCCGUGACAGAGCUUUCUCGAUGUCUGCGACAGAAAUCCAACAAGCGGGCGCAUUUUCCGUUUCAUACGUCACAGCACCAAGCAAAGAUGUCGCCGAAAAGAUCGCCAGAGUUGGCCCGGUUUCUCACUGCUGUAUGGCCUUUUUUUAGUGGGCUCGUUGAAAAUCGUCUAGCAGCUUGUGUCAACAUAAUCCCGGGGCUCACCUCAAUCUAUCGUUGGAAGGGUGCCAUCGAAAAGGAUAACGAGGUUUUACUGAUGAUCAAGUCACCAAGUGCAUCUUUAGCUAAUCUAACCACAUUUGUCAAAUCUUUACAUCCAUAUGAGGUUUGUGAGAUUAUCUCUUUGCCUAUCCAGCAGGGAAAUCCCGACUAUCUGCAAUUCCUGAUGGAUGCGACUGCAGGAGGAAAGCAUUAAACGAAAUAUCUUUAUUUUUUAACUGGAUAUUACACUGCUGCUAUUUUAUCGCUCACCUUCAGGUUUUGUACUGAAAUAAAUGUUCGGUAAUUCG
Molecule: messenger RNA, 2512 nt
Organism: Varroa destructor (honeybee mite)
Lineage: Eukaryota; Metazoa; Arthropoda; Arachnida; Mesostigmata; Varroidae
Product: protein CutA homolog
Biological process (GO): response to metal ion
Molecular function (GO): copper ion binding
Source: RefSeq, a predicted model, not a curated record